Iphiclides podalirius (scarce swallowtail) is the source of this 807-nucleotide messenger RNA. The record is from the annotation of a GenBank genome assembly. Lineage: Eukaryota; Metazoa; Arthropoda; Insecta; Lepidoptera; Papilionidae.
AUGCAGUUUUGUGUUAAUUUUAUUUUCUUUUACGCAAUAAUUCAACCUAUCAAUUUGCAAUUAUUAAUAAAUGUUAAAAACCAGGGUGGCGAUGUAAUGCAAGAAAAUAUAAUAGCAAAUGUGUCAGAAGACACUGUUAUUCUAGAUUUUCUACGAUUAGAUGGAGUUUAUGUAUCACAGCUUGUUGACUUUACCAACGAAGUUGAAGCUAUGAAAGUUGUGAUUCCAGCAGAGGAAGAGCUGGGCCAAAGUGGCCACCAGACACUGUGCUUUUUAACACAUGCUGCACAGGCUGAUUUUAUUGCACCAGAUGCCAUGGCCAAACUGAGGCAGAAAAACCCUGGGACAGUGAGAGUAGCGGAGGAAGAUAAGGGCUGGCGUCAGACGACAGCUACAGCGUGGGCAGGUCGCGCCACGCGCCUGUUGUCCCCCGCGGCAGCAAAGCACUGUGCAGCUGCCAGGGAGCGUGUUUAUUUGAGAGCUGCUGACCUCACAAGAUGGGCGCCUAGGCCAGGAAUGGAACAGUCAUCUUAUUCUUCUGAAGUGACACCAUUUCCAACUAAUGCUUUAUCACCGGAUGCAACAGAUGGAAAACCAGCUAUUGGUCCUUGUGUGGCAGAAAAUGAUGCAGCAAAAGAGUGUAUUUGUCACUUAGAGGUGUGUGUAAACUGGUAUCCCUGUGGCUUAAAGUACUGCAAAGGGAAACCACAGGGAGGUCUCAGUUACCGUUGUGGUAUCAAAACUUGCCACCGUUGCUACCGUUACCAUUACUACGUCCGACGCCGCGACGCCUGUCUCAGCUAUACG